AUGUCGAACCUAGCGCUGGUGGUGCAUGGAUCCGAGCUCCGACAAGAGUCGAUUGCCAUCCCCUCGCCAGCCCCGCACCAAGUCCUCGUCCGUUUGUCUCACGUUGCUCAGAACCCGACCGACAUCCAAGCCCUCGAUGGAAAAGCCUUCGGGGAUGGAGCCGUGCUCGGCUGCGAUUUCGUCGGCGAGGUCGUCGAGCUGGGCAGUGCCGUGACCCGAUUUGCCAAGGGUGAUGUUGUGGCAGCUUUGAUCUGGGGUGGCGAAAUCCCCGGUCUCGGCGGGUACAGUCACUACACGUUGGCCGACGAACGCAUCGCCUUCAAGCUGCCGCCGGGGGAGGUGAUCUCCCGCGAGGAAGCGAGCACCUUGCCCUUGGCCGCCGCGACGGCAUGGCUGGCUCUAUUCGCCAAGGGGUGUCUGGAUAUUGAUCGCGAUCGGUGCCAGGGGAGGAGUGUGCUGGUCUGGGGUGGUAGCUCGAGCGUCGGUCUCUACACCAUCCAGCUCGCCUCCCUGUACGGCCUCGAAGUAGUGGCCACGUGCAGCCCGCGCCACGCCGAUCUGGUCCGCGCGUCCGGCGCCUCGCACGUCUUCGAUUACCGGGCCGCGGACGUCGUCGACAAGAUCCGCGCGGUCGCGCCCUCCCUGCAGUACGUCUUCGACACGAUCGGCAACGAAACCUCGUCCGUGAUCGCCUCGCGGGCGGUCCAGGCCGGCGGCAAUGUCUGCACAGUGCGGCCGGGCAAGACUUACAGUGAGAACGUCGCGCCGGGGGUCCAGGUGACGAGUGUGCUGGUGUUUACGGCGUUCCUGAAGGACCAUUCCUAUGGGCCGUAUACGUGGCCGGCAUCCCAGGAGGACCAUGAGCUGGCCAGUGAGUUCUUCGACCUUGUGCCAGAUCUACUGGCGUCGGGGAAGAUCAAGCCGAGUCGGCCCAAGGUGCUGGGAGGACUGGAGGCUGUGCCGGAUGGGUUCCAGGAGUAUCGGGAUGGGAAGAUCUCGGGGUAUAAGAUCGUCUAUCGGAUUUGAUGGCACGUGGAUCUAGGGUUGUAGAGAAUAGUUGUGGACGGGAGUUGUAGAUAGGAGAAUAUGCUCGAUGCUCGAGGCUCUAAGCUCUAAGCUCUAAGGUCAAAGAAAGGCCUAGCGGGC
This is a messenger RNA of Aspergillus japonicus CBS 114.51, 1146 nucleotides long. Its product is annotated as zinc-binding alcohol dehydrogenase family protein. The transcript has 5 exons. NCBI's taxonomy places the organism in Eukaryota, Fungi, Ascomycota, Eurotiomycetes, Eurotiales, Aspergillaceae. The coding region runs from base 1 to 1026 and encodes 341 amino acids. Gene Ontology annotation, molecular function: oxidoreductase activity, acting on NAD(P)H. The record is from RefSeq and is a predicted model, not a curated record.